GCCUAUGUCUAUGGCUGGUACUAUGUUGGGGCAGCACUAGUACAGAAUCAGUUCAUGAGUGCCGAAUUCGUUAUCAAUAAAAAAAAAAAAAAGGCUUGAUCCCUCUCAGGCUUCUCUCUGGUUACAGUCACAGGUCACAGAUAUUCAGAUUAAUCAAAUUAUUUUCACGCCAUCGAAUUUUUAACAUGGGUAAAAAUAAACAAGCACAUCGAACCAAAAACAAUGCACGGCCAUCAAAUAGUAGUCGCAGUGCAGAACUUUUGGGGACUGCAAUGCCCAAUUAUGUUGGUUUCUCAGCAGUUAAAGAUGGAGGUUAUGUUCCUGUUUUACCUGGCCUAUCCUUAUGUUCUUUAAAUAAGGGAGAAAUAAACAAUGUGGAUGCUAGUUUUCAAGUAAUACUAAAAAAAAUGAACAAAAAAGAUGCUACAACAAAGUACAAGGCAUUGCAAGAGUUUGCAACUUUGUGUCAAGAUGCUGAAUUAUCAAUAAUCGAAAGCAUGUUGUCUUUUUGGCCACGACUGUAUUGUGCUCUAUCCAUUGAUAUAGAUCAUAGAGUAAGAGAAGCUGCACAGUUAGCACAUGCAGCAGUUGCCAAACGUAUAGGGAAAGGAAUAGCGAUAUAUUUAAAACAAUUGGCUGGUGCUUGGUUUAUUUCUCAAUAUGACACAUAUCCUCCAGCAUCCUCAGCUGCUAUCAAUUCUUUCAAUACUACUUUUCCACCAUGGAAGAUAAUUGAUGCAAUUGUUUAUUACCAACGUGAAAUUUUAGUAUAUAUUAAUGACAAUAUCACUGUACACACAGCUCAAACAUUAUCAAUGCAAAAAUCUCUUACUAAAGAAGAAAUGGAAGCCAAAUAUCAGAGAGUAUUAAUAGCGAAUCUGCAAGGAUAUAGUUGUUAUUUCAACAAAGUUCCACUUCAUGAAAUAGACAAAAUCUUAGAGAUUCAUAACAAAAUUUUGAACAAUCCAAAAUUUUGGAAAUUGGCUAAACACGAUGCUUUGCCAAUAAAAACAGCUUUCUUUAAUGUAUUGACAUCUAUAAUGGAAAAUGCAGAAAAACUGUUACAAAAUGAAAAGAAAAGGACAUUGACUACUAUUAUGAAUAGUCUUGAUGAAUCUGAGCCUGGAAUUUUAUCAGCUGUAUGGGAAUCAAUGCUCAUUGCUACAACUAAAAUCGAUGAUUGGUAUUUUGUCGUAAAUAUUGAUAAACUCGUACUACCGAAAUUAUGGCAUGUUCUACGAUCUGGCGGUCAAUGCUGCGCCAGCACUGUUUAUCCAAAUUUGUUGCCUUUUAUCAGUCAAUUUUCAAAGCUGAAUGUCAAUACCAAUGAUCUGUACAUGAACUUCUUUGACAACAUGCGUCAGGGAUUUUUUGCCAAAAGUGUGCAAAUGAGCCGCUCAGAAACGAUGGCUAUAGCGACCUCUUUUGUCGAAUGCCUGCGUUAUUCAAUUCUCAUAAAUGUCGAAAAUAUAGAUUUAUGCAUUUGUCUUCUCAAAGAACAGCUUAUGUUAUUUAUAGAAGCAUGUAUGACAGAUAGCAUUUCUAUGAAACAAUUUUGUUUUGCCAAAGUAGCACAUUUAGUACGAUAUUGGAGUAAAAAUUGUACUAAUGAGGGAUAUAAAGCAUAUAUUUCUUUAAUGCAGCAAUUUUGGAACGAAUUGAGAUUGUUAUUUACCAAGCUCAUAAAUAUAUCAGGAGAUAUUGUAACAUUACAUACUAUAGAUACAAAAGAUUCUCAAAUUGAAUUUUUAUUAAUUUUAAAGAAUUUACCAGAUUACAACCAUAAGAAAUUAAAAGUAAACUUUUCUGAUUUAAGUAGUUCUAUUGCGAACCAGUCAAAAGUAAAAGUUACCGAUAUUUCUACAGAUACAGUUUUUAACGCGGAACUUUACGAGUUCGUAAAUGCACUCUGUACAAUUUAUUUUAAUAACAUGAACAACCAGCAAUCUAUUGAAUAUAUCAAACAGCUGAACAAACUUAUAAAACAUUUUGCAAGUAGAGAAUUGUUUGUUGCGCUUUCAAAAUCAUUUAAGUUUGAUAAGGAUUUCUUUGAAUUUUACAAUAAUAACUUAAGACCCUUAUUAUUGAAAAAUCCGGAAAUAAUAGGACAAGUUACUGAAUUAAUAUUCUAUUUUAUUAAAUAUAUAAAUGAUAAAGAAAAGAAUGAAGUUUUAAAAUCGUUAUUUGAGUUAAAUGAUAUGGCAAUAACAAAGAACGUAAUAUAUUGUAGUUUAUCUGAAAGUAAUAGAAAUGAUCAUAUAAUAAAGAAAUGGUAUACACAAACUAGUGUAACCAAAUUACUAAUUUCUGUAGCCAAAGAAAUUGUUUCACCUGGACACAAUAAUUUAGAAAAAAAUCAGAAUCUAAUUUUGUUAGCUUUUGAAACUUCGGCAACUGGAGGUUUAUUAGUAAAUGAUGAAGGGGCAAAUGAGAUUGUGUCAAUAUUUUGCGACUCAUUAAAUGAAACAAAUGAUAAUUGCUCUAUGGAAUUUAUUACAUUUAUGACGAGGUUAAUGACUUUAAUAUGGGGUCAAAAACAAAUAAUAUUAUGUGCUAUACAGAUAUUGAAAACGUUUUUUGAAUUGUGCACUCGAGAAUAUGAUGAUUUAACUACUGAUAUUAUGCGCAACAGUUGGAAAGAAGGACUUGUAAAAAGCAAUGAGAUAUUAUCUGAUUCAGAAUUUAAUGAUCUUAUUAAAAGAUGUGCAAUUAUUAUUUGGAACAAAAUAUAUAAUACAUGUCAUGUUAAAGAUAUAUUAAUGAAUUUGGCAACAGAUGUUUUAGAAAUUAUAAUUAAUAAUAAUAACACAAAUUCUCAUUGCAUUAAUGAAACUAUUUUAUUAUUUCUAACAGCAUCUGAUAUAAAAUUAUGGAUUGCAGAAGCAACCACUAUUGCGAUAUAUGGUGAAAUAAUGGCAGGCAACUUAUAUAUAUAUAAUAUUGAGAAGAAGAUACGAAUUUUCGAGCAUUAUAUGUCUAUUGAUAUAACGAACGAUAUAACUUCGGAUAAUAUGACCAAUUGUUUAUCAUGGGCUUUAUUUACCACAGAUUUGCUUAAUAAUCUGUAUAAGAGAUUAAGAAGUUCUAAUACUACAGAUGUUAACAUAAUGUUAGAUUCAAAAGAAGGUGUUGAAUUAUAUGAUUUAAAUUUACCAGGAAUUACAGAGAUAUUGAUAAAUAUUACGUAUGUAGCUAGUGUAGCUGAGAUAUACAAUAAACAUUAUAAAGCCUCUAAGCAUUAUAAUGAUGUUAAUAAGCUUUAUGAUUCAUUAAAAAGCAGUUUUACCAAUUUGGAAAAAUAUUUUGGGAAAAAUAUCCAUAGUGAUGUAUUAUCUCAUAUACAAAAAAAUCAAUCAAAUUAUGGAUAUAUGUUGCCAUAUAUAAUUCGUACACAUUAUGCUGAAUUUAAAAUGAGUGAUAAUCCUGUAGAGUACUAUGAAAAUUGCAAAAAUAAUGAAGAAGAAUAUGAUGAAGAAACAUACAUGCAAGCAAUUCAAAUCUUAAGCGAUUAUUGGAUGCCAGAAAAUAUUCCGUCAUUAACAAAUAACGAUAUUCAUACACUAAUUGUCACAAGAAUCGCGAUAUGUCUUAAAAAAGAUAGUUCAAUUUAUACUACAAUUGUAGAAAAGAUUAUGUUAUAUGAUAAAAAAGAUAUCGCACUUUCAAAUCAUGAUAUUUCUAAUAUUUCAUGGAAUCAGCUGUGUUUGUUGCUAGAAGUUAUAAGAUUGCUUAAAACACUCGUCCAAAAAGUUCCAUCGAAGUUACAAUACGAACAUUGGGAUUUUAUUUUGAUAUCUCUUACUACAUGGCAACAGUUAUUUACUAAUUUCGAACUUAAUUAUACUGAUAUUAAAAUAAUGGCAUUAAUGAUAGCAGUUAAUCAAUUAUACUAUGCAGUUCAAACUUUAAUGAACAAACAUGAGCAAGAACCAAUACCAGAAUUACCUCCUGCACUUUUGGAUGAAUGGAUAAAUGUAUUCGCUAAUUGCAUAAAUAGUGGUAUUGUCAAAACUUGGAUGUUUUGUGCGGAUUUUUACAAUCAAGAUACAGUUACUUUAAAAUCUAUUAUACUAUUAGAUUCUUUAGGAAAAACAAUUAGUAUUCUUGAUAAAAACAUAUUAUUCGAAAAAUUAGACGAACACUCUGAAACAAUUAAUUUCAAUGAGAUGUUAGAACUGUCUCUGAAAUUAUUACAAUCUCCUAUACCUAGUAUUCAAUUGGGAGCUUAUUAUGCAUUGAAACAUAUGGUAUCAAAACUUGUACAAUGUGACAAAAUUCUUAUUGAAUCUGAUAACUUUGAAUCAAACAAUUUUAAUAUUAGGAGAUUCAAAGCAGUACUAUUAAAUACACAAAAUAUUGUAAAUACAAUGCUCAUGGAGUUCAAAUUAUGUGAUACAACAAGCUGCACAAUCCAACCGUUUACAGAUUCUUAUACAUAUACAUUAGGAUAUUUGCUAUUGUGGACAAUUGUGUUAGAUAUGUGUGCAGAUGCUCAUAGUGAUUUACGGUAUCAAUAUGCCGAAAUAUUGAAGAAUGAUUUUUUUCCUUGUCUGUUAAAUAAUAUCUUUAAGUUAAUGCCCGUGGAAGUACUACAGGAUAAUAAAAAAAAAACUGUAAAACUGUUGGAAGCAUUUACCACUACUCCAUCGUUUAAUUUUGGAGAAAGUUGGACAGAAUGGAGAUUAGAUCAUAUUGUAUGCUGGUUAUAUACAAACUGCUUGCGACAUUUACCAGUAUUAGUGAGACAAUGGCUGAGUACAGCUGAUAGUAAAGUCAGUGCAAUAAUAGAUAAGAUUACGAGUCAUUAUAUCAGUCCUAUGCUUUGUCAAGAAGAGCUUAAUAACAGAUUAGUUAAUGUUGAAAAUAUGCAGAUAAAGGUGCAUCCAACAACAAGAGAAGUAAUAGCCUUAUAUCAAAUGGAUGACACAAAAUUGGAAUUAAGCAUAGUGCUACCGUCAAAUCAUCCCUUAGGUACAGUAAAGGUAGAAUCUGGUCAACAGAUUGGUGGUACAGCAAACUGGAGAAACUGUCAUAUGCAACUCUCUAUAUUUCUCACACAUCAAAAUGGUUCUGUUUGGGAUGGUCUCAUAAUGUGGAAACGUAAUUUGGAUAAGAAAUUUGCAGGCGUUGAAGAGUGUUACAUAUGCUUUAGUAUUUUCCAUAUUAACACAUAUCAAAUACCAAAAUUGUCAUGCCAUACUUGUCGUAAGAAAUUUCACACUCUCUGCUUGUAUAAAUGGUUCAAUACAAGUCAAAAAUCUACUUGCCCGAUUUGCAGAAAUGUGUUUUAAUUUAAUUUGAAAAAAUAUAUUGUGUGACAAUACAAAACACAAUUUAAAAAUAAUGAAAGAGAAGGACAGUAUAUAUGUGAAAUAAAUAUAUGUGUAAACAUAUGUAUAAAAUUAUAAUUAUGUGUAUAAAAAUAAAUUUUUAAUAAGAACUGAAAGAGAAUGUCAACGAUAAUAAUAUUAUAUGCAGCAACAAAUUAUAAAGUAAUAUAAUCGAAUUGUUGACUACUUUU
Formica exsecta is the source of this 5521-nucleotide messenger RNA. RefSeq names its product E3 ubiquitin-protein ligase listerin (gene Ltn1). Gene Ontology annotation, cellular component: cytosol; RQC complex. The record is from RefSeq and is a predicted model, not a curated record. Gene Ontology annotation, molecular function: ribosomal large subunit binding; ubiquitin protein ligase activity. NCBI's taxonomy places the organism in Eukaryota, Metazoa, Arthropoda, Insecta, Hymenoptera, Formicidae. The transcript has 9 exons. The coding region runs from base 186 to 5291 and encodes 1701 amino acids. Gene Ontology annotation, biological process: rescue of stalled cytosolic ribosome; ribosome-associated ubiquitin-dependent protein catabolic process.